AUGUCGGAACCAAAGUCAAUUGCUAUUGUCGGUGCGGGCAUAUUCGGGCUAUCGCUGGCGGUUGCCCUCAGCAAGAAGCCCGGAAAUCGAGUUCAUGUCUUUGACAGACAUCAAUACGACGAGUCGGGAUACUCGCCCGAUUUCGCCCACAGUACCCAGGCAGCUUCCGUGGACCAUAACAAGAUCUUUCGAGCAUCCUACGGAAAGAGCAUCCACUAUCAACGCCUAGCGCUUGAGAGUCGCAGCGCCUGGGAGAAAAUUAACGAAUUACGCCGCGAAGAGAAGAAUGAAGAAGAGCGGUCUGACUUAUUCAGCGGCUGCGGCAUGCUUCGCGUCCAACCCGACGCCGAUCUUGGUGCACUGGAGCGUGAGACACUGCGUAAUUUUGAACGUGACGGGCUACGUGAUACACAAUUUGUGAAAAGUGAUCCCACUGACCGCCAGCGUGCCACUGAGCGCGGUUGGGACUCGAAGCUCCUUGAAUUUGCUAUCCCGGAUUCAUCUUCGAAUCAGAGCUUUGAGGCAGUUCUCGACUCUACGGCUGGUUUCACUAAGUGCAGUGAAGCUUGCGCUUACUUCUACAAGAUAGCUGAACGCCAGGGCGUCGUAUUCCACUUCGGGCCCCAGAAAGGUGGUUUUGGGAGUCUCAUAGAAGAGAACGUCCCGGAGUCAUCUAAGAAAAGGGCUAUUGGCCUGAAGACCAAGGACGGAGUUGUUCACAAGGCCGAUGUUGUGGUCAUUGCUGCCGGAUCUUUCUCCACGCAACUAUUGCCCGAGCUGUCGUACCACCUGGAAUCCUCAGCCGGAAGCGUCGUCACCUUCAAGGUCGACAAGGAUGACGAGCGACUCUGGGAUAAGUACUCUCCUGAGCGUUUUCCUGUGAUCACUUGGAAGAGCGCUGCCCGGACUGUCGAUGGCAAAGACAUCGGAAGUAUCUAUGUAUUUCCUCGGACAUCUGACGGCCUCAUAAAGAUCGGCUACAGGGGCGUUAAGUUCACGAACUUCCAGCCUGCCCCCCCUGAUGCUGGCUUCACGCAGGACGGGAAAUGGUCUGUGCCCAUGUCGCCCGCUGAUUCUCGUGUUGUACCGGACAGAGCCAGAGAGGCUAUCAAGCCGUUCGUAUCCAUUUUCCUCCCGGACUUCAAAGAACAAGAUUUUUAUUCAACAAAGAUGUGUUGGUACACUGACUCACUUGACAACUCUUUUGUGAUUGACUACGUGCCGAAUUACGCCGAUAACUCCGUGUUCGUCUGCACUGGCGGAAGUGGACAUGGAGCCAAGUUUCUCCCCGUUCUAGGUGAACACGCUGCCGAUAUUCUGCUGAAUGGUGAGCAGAGCAACUCGUUUAUGCGCCCUUACUGGCGAUGGAGAGAGACAGCGCGCAGAGGGAACGGGCUUGAGGAGGGGCCCAAGGGCCCCCGAAACAUUGGAAGUUCGAACCAAUGA
This is a messenger RNA of Colletotrichum chrysophilum, 1446 nucleotides long. RefSeq lists its product as uncharacterized. The transcript has 8 exons. NCBI's taxonomy places the organism in Eukaryota, Fungi, Ascomycota, Sordariomycetes, Glomerellales, Glomerellaceae. Gene Ontology annotation, molecular function: sarcosine oxidase activity; flavin adenine dinucleotide binding. Bases 1 to 1446 code for a protein of 481 amino acids. The record is from RefSeq and is a predicted model, not a curated record.